AUGGCCCUCCACAUGGCCGCAAUGGAGGGCCACCGCGACGUGCUGCAGCUCCUGGUCGAGGCCAACGCCGCGGUCGACGCCGGGAACUACCACGGUUGGACGGCCCUCAUCUUUGCCGCGAGCAAGGGCCACGACGGAGCGGUGCAGCUGCUCCUCGGGGCCAAGGCCGACGCGGCGAACGAGAACGGCGCCACGGCCCUCAGUUUGGCCGCGGGCAACGGCCACGACGGAGCGGUGCAGCUGCUCCUCGGGGCCAAGGCCGACGUCGCGGCGGCGUACGAGAACGGCGACACGGCACUUCACCGUGCCGCCUUCUACGGCCAAGUGCAGUGCGUGGUGCCGCUGGUGGCGGCUGGGGCAUCGCUGGAUGCCAAGAAUAAGAAAGGUCAAACACCUUUAAUGCUCGCUUUAAAGAUGAAAAAAAUUGAUGCGGCAGCAGCACUGAAGCGGGCUGCUGGCCCAUGUUCUUCACAACAGAUCGCCGCUGGGUCAAGUACUCACCGUGCUUUGCCUCCUGCAGAGAGGCAAAAAGAGGCAGCGCCAACUUCUGGAGCAGAACCGCCAGCCGAACGUGCAACCCCCAGCGCUGUGAAGGCUGCUGGAGCUUCGCAAGGAUAUUCUGCGCCGGCCAAGGCUUCUCCGACACCCCCUUCACCCUCCAGUCCUGCAGAAGAUGCUGACAAAGAUCAGCGUGAGAAAGAGGGUUUAGAUGAGGCAGACGCCAGCAAGACUAAAGAUGAAUUCCCGUACGACAAGUUGGCUGAAGAUGCCUUGUUUCUGAUAUCUGGCACAACCAGCCUGGAUGCUGGCACUCUCCGAAGGAUUAAUCAGGAAAAGAAGAAGAUUGGCGAGCCCGAGCUAUCAACUGGAACAAAUGCACAAGAAUUGCUCAAUGAGCUGGAGGAGGAGGGCUUUGGCGUCUUUGGAUGUGGCGUGGGCGAGGAAGGCGCCCCAUUGUAUCGAAGAAUCGAGGCAAAUGUGGGCCUACUCAAGUACAAUCCUUCCAAACCACUCAUCAACGAUCAGGAUCUUCGCCUGAAGCGUGGACUGGGCAAGGACCGAUGGUUGAUCCAGUACAAGCACUAUUCAGAAAAGACCAAAUAUGGUGUCCUAAUUCUAGCAGGCACGGUGGAUUUCUUUCGUUUAUGGGCGGCCUCCGAAGCUUGCCGCAGGGAAGUCGAGGACGUUCCGGAUGGGCGCCUCUUUGCGUACAUCGACAGUUGCAUCAUCCGUGUUAACUCACCGAAGUUUGCCAAGCUUUGGGCCUCCAAUGUAGCUGGUCCUGGCUACAUCGUGCACUCCAGCGGAGAGAUCUACAGUGGGUCUCUGAAGAACUCGAGACAGCAUGGUCCUGGCAAGCAGUUCUACCAGAAUGGCGACAUUUUCGAUGGAUACUUUCAAGCAGGGCAGAUGCACGGCAACAAUUGCAAAUAUAGCUAUGAGACCGGCGAUCGAUUGGAAGGCACCUGGGCAGACGGUCAAGCCGUCCUUGCCGAGUGCAAGUAUGUUUUUCAAGAUGGAAAGCAGUUUGAAGGCAAAUGGCCAGAGGCACACAUGGAUGCAAAACGCGUUCAGGAAUAUGUUUCCAGCUGCAGUUGA
This is a messenger RNA of Durusdinium trenchii, 1599 nucleotides long. The record is from the annotation of a GenBank genome assembly. NCBI's taxonomy places the organism in Eukaryota, Dinophyceae, Suessiales, Symbiodiniaceae.